Hemicordylus capensis (graceful crag lizard) is the source of this 2153-nucleotide messenger RNA. It is a transcript of the gene BAG2, whose product is annotated as BAG cochaperone 2. Gene Ontology annotation, biological process: protein stabilization. Bases 214 to 885 code for a protein of 223 amino acids. The transcript has 3 exons. The record is from RefSeq and is a predicted model, not a curated record. NCBI's taxonomy places the organism in Eukaryota, Metazoa, Chordata, Lepidosauria, Squamata, Cordylidae. Gene Ontology annotation, molecular function: adenyl-nucleotide exchange factor activity; protein-folding chaperone binding.
CGGGCACUUGCCUUUCGCCCCGUUAAGGGCUGCUGGCUCUUCGGCGAGACAAGGGAGGGGGAGACUUCCCUGCUUUGGGCGGGGGCAGCGAGGCGGGUGUCAGCCCGGGAGCGCCGCAGUCGCUGCCUUCAGGGACUUUCUCUCGCGCCCUCUGGACCGCCGGCUGAAACGUCCGGCGACGCUGGCGCCGAUUGUCUCUCCGCGCAGCCCGCCAUGGCCCAGGCCAAGAUUAGCAGCGCCGCCAAGAGCGGCGGCGGCGGCGAGGUAGUCCAGCAAGCCGGCGGGGGGCAGCUCCGAGGCCGCUUCUUUCGCUCCACCUCCAUGGCGGACCGCUCCAGCCGCCUGCUCGAGAACCUCGACCAGCUGGAGCGGAGGGUUGAAGCUCUGCGUGAUGCAGCAUCUUCUAUGGAGCAAGAGAAGGAAAUCCUUCUGGAAAUGAUCCACAGCAUUCAAAACAGCCAAGAUAUGAGGAACAUUAGUGAAGGUGAAAGGGAAGAACUCAAUUUGACUGCCAAACGCCUGAUGGGCAGAACCCUCACUGUUGAGGUUUCUGUAGAGACUAUCCGGAAUCCUCAGCAGCAGGAAUCUCUGUUGCAUGCUACACGGAUGAUUGAUGAAAUUGUUGGAAAACUUCUGGAUGAUCUGGAAGACUCCAGGAGCCGCUUAAUGUCACUUUAUGGUGCAUGUACUUCUGAAGUGCCAUCUGGACCCAUUGACCAGAAAUUCCAGUCUGUUGUCAUUGGAUGUGCUAUAGAAGAUCAGAAGAAAAUCAAAAGACGGCUAGAGACUUUGCUUAGAAAUAUAGCAAACUCUGAAAAAUCCAUCAUGCUGUUAGAGCAUCAGAAGGUAACUGCAAGGCAGCUCUGCAACAAUGGAAAGGAUUAAAAGCUGUUGAACACAAUGAUCAAAAUGAAUGUUUCCGUAAAACGCACAAAGGCAAACAAAUUAAAACCAUUCAACUCUAAGUUUAGGGGGCUUGUUAAGGCAAAUCUCAUAACCUGGAAUUUGAAGAAACAGAGGCCCCUCUAUGUCUGUAUAGCUCUUUAAUCUAUUCUUGGGCUUUCAGAGCACUCAGAGGUAAAGUUGGAAAGAGAGAAUUCAGGAACAAUAGCCUUACCUUACUCUUGGGGUAAAGUGUCUCUGCUUUCAUCAAAGAUAAAAUGAAUACUAAUUAGUGUGUGCUCAUACAGAGCACUUAUUCUGUGGCAGCUACAGAGUUCAGCUAGUGCAAGAACCAUAGAAACACAUGAACAUUCAGCAGUUUUUGUUCCCCACAUGGGGCUGAGUAGUUUGGUGACCUGUUGGUGUUAACAUGUCAGUAGGACAUUGUAGCUGUAUUUGAGGAUAUGAGCAGUAAAAGUAGACAUUUAACAGUCUACUAACUUUUUAUAAGUUGCUUCAUGUGAAUAGAACUAUAGGUUCCAUAGAAUGAGCUACUUAACUCUCAUAUACACUAUAUAGUUACUACCCCAAGCCAAAGUCGAAUAUAGUUUGGGGUAGCAGUGUCCCAAAACAAGUCUGUGGGUACGAUAGCAGAAGAAAGUGUUUCACAGUACCAAGCACCCAGAGCCUGAAAACACUUUCAUGUGGAGGUAGAAUGUUUCUUUUGAGUAGGUGCUUGGCUCAAACAGGAAGCACUUAGCAAAAACCAAUAGAUUUCUGGAGUUUUGUGCUCUGGCUGCUUUAUUUUUCUUUCUUUCCCCAAAACAAAAAUUAAAUGGUAAGUGGCCUUAACUUUGGGGACACAGCCACCUACACACUAGUAAACAACAUCUUAAGAGGACUUAAUUGUACAGCCACUUUGGUUUGAAUUCCUUAAAGAACUCUGCACCUCGGGAUAGGAUUUUACCUCAUUACCUAGAUGAUAUUUUUAAUAUUUGUAAAAUUAGUUGUUGUUGUUAAACUCUGGAAGCUAGUUAGUACCUAUUUUGCUCUUUCAGUUCUCUAGGAAGCCUUCAAUCUCAAUGGUCCUAUACAAAAAUGUUACCCACUAUGUUCCCCCCACCCUCCCGGUAGUGAAUGAAUCUGUAUACAUAAGACAGACUGUGGAAUUGGAAGAUUGCUGCAACAGGUGUGAAAGAAAAUUUGAUGUGCACUUUUUUCUUGCUGUAAAUCCAUAAAUAAAGUAGAUUGCACUCUGCACUGUAAAUAUA